UGAGCUGAUGUGUCACACGGCCCUGACCCUCAUCCUGGACCUCUGCCUGCACAACAGCACGCUGCUGGACCAGGACACCUGUCGGGACUUCCUCUUCCUGCUGCCGCACGGACACACGCCGCCAGACGCUACUUUUGGCCUCCUGCUCGGCGUGUUUGUGCUCUGCGGCCUGGUUCUGCUGGGCCUCCUGGCCUUCGGCUCCUGGAAGCUGUGCGGGCCGCCCGGCCGGAGCAAAGCCGACUUCCCCGGUCCGCCCCGGAGCCCGGAGCACCACCCGCUGCAGCCGGGCCCCCACCUCCACCACCAGCAGCAGCAGCAGCAGCAGCAGCAUCGACAGCAGUGGCAGCCGGCGGUUACCAUGGCGACAGAGAAAGUGAAAGACCCCGUGGGCCCUAUGGGCUUCCUGGAGGCGGCCGUGAAGAUAAGUCAUACAUCUCCUGACAUCCCCACCGACGUCCAGCUCUCCAUGAGGGAGCACUUCCUGCGCCGCACGCAGCGCAUGCAGAGGCAGACCACCGAGCCCGCCUCCUCCACCCGGCACAACUCCUUCAAGAGACACCUUCCCCGGCAGAUGCAGGUGGGCAGCCUGGACCUGGGCAACGACUACAUGUUGGACAAGGAGGAGAAGUCCACCAGCAUCGGCCGCAUCCAACCGGAGCUCUACCAGCAGAAAACCUUGGAGUCGGAGGACUCGUCCAAGAACGGCAGCAGCAAAAACUGCGGCAGGAUUAACAUCUCCCUCAAGUACGACUACGACAGCGAGGGCCUGGUGGUCCACAUCAUCCAGGCGGAGGACCUGCCCGCCAAAGACUUGUGCGGCACAUCCGACCCUUACGUCAAGAUCUACUUGCUGCCCGACCGCAAGAAGUUCCAGACGCGCGUCCACCGGAAGACCCUCAACCCCACCUUCGACGAGAGCUUCCACUUCCCCGUGCCUUACGACGAGCUGGCCGCCAGGAAGCUCCACAUGAGCGUCUUCGACUUUGACAGGUUUUCCCGGCACGACAUGAUCGGGGAGGUGGUGCUGGAAAACCUGUUUGAGAUGUCCGACCUGUCCCGGGACACCAACAUUUGGAGGGACAUCGACUACGCCACCAGCGAGAGCGUGGACCUCGGUGAGAUCAUGUUCUCGCUCUGCUACCUGCCCACGGCUGGCAGACUCACGCUCACGGUCAUCAAGUGCAGGAACCUGAAGGCCAUGGACAUCACUGGAUACUCAGAUCCUUACGUGAAAGUGUCGCUUAUAUGCGACGGCCGGCGUCUGAAGAAGAAGAAGACGAGCAUCAAGAAGAACACUCUGAAUCCCACCUACAACGAGGCCAUCAUCUUCGACAUCCCGCCCGACAGCAUGGACCACGUCAGCCUGCACAUCUCCGUCAUGGACUACGACUUGGUCGGUCACAACGAGGUCAUCGGCGUGAUGCGGGUGGGCUGCAAGGCCGAGGGUCUGGGCAGGGACCACUGGAACGAAAUGCUGGCUUACCCCCGCAAACCCAUCGCUCACUGGCACCCCCUGCUGGAGUCCAAGAAGUCGGAGAAGGAGUGGAAAGCGAGGACGGCGAGCUUUGACAGCCAGGGCUCCUGCCCCUCCCCUCGCCCCCCAGUGACACCCUGAGAGACGCCACCUGAGACCCCCCCGCCACCCAGUGUGGGGGUAAGCGGCGGUGAUGCCGCUGUGUUUCCUGCCUCCUGCUGCUCCACUUCCUGUCUGUCUGACUGUGUACUCACCCCCCCCCCAACUCCUCAACCAGGCUCCUUCCUCCCACUCCCACCUUUCAGCAGGUCAGGUCAGUCGGGGGCGUUUGAGGGCGCCGCGGUGGGCGGUCCCUCCUGGCUUUCCAGAAGGUUAAACCAAGCGCAUAGUCCUUGUCGACGGGAAGGCCCGGGGGUCACCGCGGGAGAUUUCUUCGUCUGGAACAGGAAGUCAGAGGAGACAAAAAUAAAAUAAGUGUUGCGUAUAAAAAAAAAAAAAUUGAAAAAAAAAAUUGUGUUUCAGGAUGAGUUUGCAGUUAAAUCCACAUUUUUAUGUGAUGUUUGAUUUUUCCCUGCUGAGCGACUUUGCAGCCAAAAUGGAAGAUGUGUAAUUGUUUUGUUUAAAUUGACUUAAACAAUCUUGAUAUUAAUACAAACUUAAUUCAUUUUUAAAAAAAAUAGGCUAUGACCUGUAACACUGAAUCGGUGCCAUUUACUUUCUGACUAUACACUUAUUUAAAUUCACUUCCGGGCCAAAGAUAACAGGAGUGAGUUUUUAAUCAAAUAAAAUAAACACCCCGUUACCAUAUGAGUUGUGAAAUUGUGUUAG
Molecule: messenger RNA, 2302 nt
Organism: Nerophis ophidion (straightnose pipefish)
Lineage: Eukaryota; Metazoa; Chordata; Actinopteri; Syngnathiformes; Syngnathidae
Gene: syt6a
Product: synaptotagmin VIa
Exons: 7
Coding region: 8-1615 (535 amino acids)
Biological process (GO): cellular response to calcium ion; regulation of dopamine secretion; regulation of calcium ion-dependent exocytosis
Cellular component (GO): membrane
Molecular function (GO): phosphatidylserine binding; calcium ion binding; clathrin binding
Source: RefSeq, a predicted model, not a curated record